ACCGUAUUUAUAAAUAUAAAUCAAUCUCCCCACUGUCACAUAUUACGCAAUUUCUAAUCAUUUACACUGGUAUAUAAAGCAAUUAAAUUCAAUACCGGCAAAAUUAAACUCAAUAGUUGCGAAGCUCGACAACGACUCACUCCUCAAAAUGAAGAUCUACGUGUUCGCCCUUUUGGUUAUGGCUGCGGUCGCUUUCGCGCGCCAACUUCCCGUCGAAGAUUUAAAUAAAGAUGAAGUGCCCCUGGAUAUCCUAUAUUUGCCGCUGGCAAGUGAAGAUGAAUCCUCACCUGUCGAACAUCAUCGCGAACGUAGGUUCACCUGUAAUAACAACGCUUGUAAUGCUCACUGUAUCGUCAGAAACCGCAAAGGAGGAUACUGUAACGACAAAAAUCUUUGCGUAUGCCGCAAAUAAAAACCAAUGAAGAUAUUCUAGUUACCGCGGAAGUUGUUUUAGAAAAAGCCGCCUCACGGAAAUGGU
This is a messenger RNA of Temnothorax curvispinosus, 478 nucleotides long. Its product is annotated as defensin-like. NCBI's taxonomy places the organism in Eukaryota, Metazoa, Arthropoda, Insecta, Hymenoptera, Formicidae. Bases 149 to 412 code for a protein of 87 amino acids. The record is from RefSeq and is a predicted model, not a curated record. The transcript is spliced from 3 exons. Gene Ontology annotation, biological process: humoral immune response; defense response to bacterium.